Porites evermanni is the source of this 945-nucleotide messenger RNA. NCBI's taxonomy places the organism in Eukaryota, Metazoa, Cnidaria, Anthozoa, Scleractinia, Poritidae. The record is from the annotation of a GenBank genome assembly.
AUGGGGAAGGAUUGUCGUGGCCAAUCAAGGAAGAAUUGUCUUGUAAAAGACCGUGAUUGUGAAGAAUAUGAAAGGCCAGGAGAGGAUGAAGGUUCGAAUAAAUGCUCGUAUUGUGGCUGUCCGCCAGCAAAGCACAGGCGAGUGGAGACCAUUGCAACAGUGCAGGAUACUUCUCCGGAGACGAACUCAAAUGCAGUAGGAGACGGCAUAUUACGACCUUACUCAUCUGGACCUAAGUGGAAAGAUAAGAAAUUUGGCUUCGUCCCUGAUGCUAAAAGAAGAAUUUCUCUUUUCGGAAACAAGCUUUUGCCAGAUUUUUAUGAAAGCUUCAAAGUAAGGGCUGGAUCUAAUGUUCAGUUGAUGAAAAGAAUGUUCAUUGCUGAUAGGGAUAGACAGUAUAACAUUACAAUGGACAUUGAGCAGCUGGAAAAUAGGUUUCAGUAUCUAUUGUCCGACAAUCCAGCCUGUGCCGGUAGAUUUCUCUGUGAUGACUACAAGCCAAACCCACAUGAUGACAGUAAUAUCACUAGAUGUAAAAAUGAGGCAAAUGAAAUCAAGCUUAAGCUUCAAGCCAUCAAAGAUAAGAUCUCAAAACACGACGACAGCCUCUUCUCUGAAAACACUGGUAAACUCAAAACUGGACUGAGCUGCCAUCACACCUUUAAUAAUGACAAACGUUAUUAUGUAUCAUCUAGUAUCGAGAAGGAUGUUGAUCGCUUGAUUGAAGAUUUAGACAAAGCAUUUGCUAAGUACCGGGGUGCUUACCACAUUGGCUCAAAAUCUAAAACUUCUAAAGCCAGAAAGAGAAAGGAGCAGAGAAAAAAAUCAAGGAACAGGAGAUUGAACACUUCAAAUAACAGACGAAAAAGAGCUUGCAUGAUAUUUAGAUCCUUGGGAGGAGAGCCUGUUGAACUUUGUUAUGAGCCAGAUAUAUAUGGAAUUUAG